Arachis duranensis is the source of this 795-nucleotide messenger RNA. RefSeq names its product co-chaperone protein p23-2. Gene Ontology annotation, molecular function: Hsp90 protein binding; protein-folding chaperone binding. NCBI's taxonomy places the organism in Eukaryota, Viridiplantae, Streptophyta, Magnoliopsida, Fabales, Fabaceae. The coding region runs from base 134 to 592 and encodes 152 amino acids. Gene Ontology annotation, cellular component: nucleus; cytosol. The transcript has 6 exons. Gene Ontology annotation, biological process: chaperone-mediated protein complex assembly; protein folding. The record is from RefSeq and is a predicted model, not a curated record.
UAUUAUAAUAAUAAUAUUCCAUUUUUGUCACUUCUUCCUUCUUUCUCUGUCUCCGAUACACCCACUCCCAUUUUCUCUGUUUCGCUCUCUCUCUCUCUCUCUCGCUAUCACAUUCUUCUCUCAACAACACCAAAUGAGUCGCCAUCCUGAAGUACUGUGGGCACAGCGUUCUGACAAGGUUUAUCUGACUGUGGCACUGCCUGAUGCAAAGGAUGUCUCUGUCAAGUGUGAGCCUCAUGGUUUGUUUACUUUCUCUGCUUCUGGUGCUCAAGGUGAAUCUUACAGCUUCACUUUAGAGCUUUAUGGCCCCAUUGCACCUGAGCGUUGCAGAACUAAAGCUGGUUUAAGAAACAUACUAUGCUAUGUUCAGAAAGCAGAGAAAGGUUGGUGGAAGAGGCUACUGAAGUCAGAAGAGAAACCUGCUCCAUACCUGAAGGUUGAUUGGCACAGAUGGUGUGAUGAAGAUGAUGAAGAGUCAACUUCUGAUUUGGCAUCUGACGAUGAUACUCGAUUUGUUGGUCAGGAUGAGGGAAGCAGUGAUGAGGAUGAAGGAAUGUUGUAUCUCCCGGACUUGGAAAAGGCUAGGGGAUAGCAACUCUGACUGUUCUCUAACAUGGAUUUACGGAAACAUCUUGGAGAUGGAGUCUACCUAGAUAAGUAAAUUUGGGAGUAGUAGUCUAAUAUGGUUGUCUUUUUUGUAUAUAUUAUCCUAAGUAAAGCUCUAAAAACUUAGAGAACCUUUGAUCUUUUAUGACAUUUUGGCACCAUUUCUGGUAUCUAACUAGGCUUCUCUCA